Schistosoma turkestanicum is the source of this 510-nucleotide messenger RNA. NCBI's taxonomy places the organism in Eukaryota, Metazoa, Platyhelminthes, Trematoda, Strigeidida, Schistosomatidae. The record is from the annotation of a GenBank genome assembly.
AUGCCUGGACUCAUUUCAUCACAAGAAGACAAUAAAAUUAUUUUGAGAAAAAUAUUAAUACCAGUUUGUCAAAGUAAUGAAGCCCAUAAAGCAAUACAAUGGUAUGUGAAUAAUUUAAAACUCCCUGGUGAUUUGAUCAUUUUCCUACAUAUCUUGGAACCUAAUCUACCAAGUGCAUUGUCAGGACUAUCAAGUCAAUAUGAAUCAACACCAAACAAUAGUAAUUAUUAUGUAUCAGAGAAAAAUAUGACUAGAGCUAGAUCAUUAUGUCAUGAACUAGUACAUGAAGCCAAUUCACAUGGGAUCAAAUCUGAAGCAAUGAUACAAAUCGAUACAAAACCAGGUCCAGCUAUUGUUAAAAUUAUUAAUGAACAACAAAUUGAUAAUAUUAUUAUGUUUAAACGUAGUUUAAACUUUAUUAAACGUGCAAUCACUGGAAGUGUUAGUUCUUAUAUAUUACAUCAUUCAAAUAUCCCAGUGACAAUUUUAUCUUCAUCAAUGAAUCAUUGA